Molecule: messenger RNA, 2484 nt
Organism: Prionailurus viverrinus (fishing cat)
Lineage: Eukaryota; Metazoa; Chordata; Mammalia; Carnivora; Felidae
Gene: SLC35E3
Product: solute carrier family 35 member E3
Exons: 4
Coding region: 209-844 (211 amino acids)
Cellular component (GO): Golgi apparatus
Molecular function (GO): antiporter activity; nucleotide-sugar transmembrane transporter activity
Source: RefSeq, a predicted model, not a curated record
CGCGUCGUCACCAGCUGAAUGGGCGGCGGCGGAGCAUGUGUGUGUGUGGCUGAGGCUGCUGCUCACCAGGGACGCAGAGAGUGCAUGCCUCUCCCGGGUCGGACCGUGAAGCCGGCGAGGACGUGGAGGCAGCGGAGGAGGGGAAGAGCAGCCGGAGACAGACUGGCAUCCCUCUCGGGAGCUUAAGGGCCCCGGCUCGGCCGGGGUUAUGGCAUCGCUUGCGGACCGAAUGCGAGGCAACGGGCGCAUCGCCGCUGGGCUCCUGCUUAACCUGCUGGUGUCCAUCUGCAUCGUGUUCCUAAACAAAUGGAUCUAUGUGCACCACGGCUUCCCUAACAUGAGCCUGACCCUGGUGCACUUCGUGGUCACCUGGCUGGGCUUGUACAUCUGCCAGAAACUGGACAUCUUUGCCCCCAAGAGUCUGCCGCCUUCCAAACUCCUCCUCCUGGCCCUCAGCUUCUGUGGCUUCGUGGUCUUCACCAAUCUCUCUCUGCAGAACAACACCAUAGGCACCUAUCAGCUGGCCAAGGCCAUGACCACGCCGGUCAUCAUAGUCAUCCAGACCCUGUGCUACAAGAAAACCUUCUCUACCAAAAUACAGCUCACGCUGAUUCCUAUAACUUUAGGUGUAAUCCUAAAUUCUUAUUACGAUGUGAAGUUUAAUUUCCUUGGAAUGGUGUUUGCUGCUCUUGGUGUUUUAGUUACAUCCCUUUAUCAAGUGGAGGAAGACAGGAAGGCGCUGAACAGACAGUGGUCGUUGAUAGAGACCCCAGAAGCCUUUUGGAGAAGGAAUCAGCAGGACCUGACUGAAUGUGGAAUGACGAAAUCCCUGCAGAUUGUGUGAGUUAAGGCGUCCAGCAAGCUGUGGAAGUUUGAGCACGCCCUGAGGAGGAGGUCAGAGCUGGAGAGGUCUUCGGGUGUCAGUGACGUCAGUCAGGGAGAUAAAAGAGAAAAAAGGCCAGACGUCUACCUUAAAAAUAGUAAAUGGAGGAAGAGGUAAGUGAGUGCAAACCAGAAAUCAAGUUCUUCCACGAGAAACCUGUCAGGUCUGUCGAGAGCCCCCACAGGAAGAAGGCAGAGGGGUGGCCACUGGGUGUGGCUGUUGGAGGUGACGGUGCCCUUUGGGAGAGCAGUUUCAUUCACGGUGGGCAGAAGCCAGGGUGCACUGCAGUGAGGGAAAGUGGAGGCCCUGAGAGUUGCCACCCUUCCAGGCGGUUCAAUGUCAGAGACGUGCAGCUGCCUCGUGAGGUUGCUGAAAGAACCGAGGAGCGGGCAUCCAUGCUCUGCACUCAUUUUUGCUCUCUGCAGCACCCCCGGGAGCGGGCAGCAGAAGAAUCGAUUCUUUGUCCUUCAUAUUCACAGAAGACUCUUAGUUGAGGCUGGCAGGGGUAUGUUUCAAAUUUCCUGCUCUUCUAUUUUUGUCUUGGUGAAUUUCUAUAGACUUCGCGUUUGUGUAACAGGAUACCCAGAUCUACAGGAAAAAGAAUUAUGUAGGAGUAGUUAUUCAAAAGCCUGGCUGUUCUCUGCCAGAUCUUAUUCAAACGGUCUGGUCAAGCUUUCUUGAAAGUCUCCUUUUGAUUCAUAUUUGUGCAACAUUUUGAGGGCUGAUGGGAUCUGAGGUUUCGAGGUGUUGGUUCUCCUGAAUGAUGUAGUCUUGGAAAAGGGUUUGUGACUAUAUAAUUUCUUCCAGGGCAUCAGUGCGAGAUUAGCCACAGAAAAAUCAGUCAUCAAGAGGAAAAUUCCUUCUGCCAUUGAUUGGGUUUUCUAAAGUGGAUGAAAAGACCUCACAUACUUUUCUAGCUACACACACUGGCAGCCACCUGGGACAGCUGAGGUUUCUGUCAAUCCCUAGUUAGUCUGCCCUGCCCACCCCCCAUCUUCUCUUGCCUGGGGUGGGGGUGGGGGGAGUUUUAGAAACAAAUGAAGUCUAACACUGUAUUUCUGGUUCCUGCUAAUCACCUAAAUCUCCAUUCCCGUCUCUUUCCCAAGAUCUCUGAUACUCCUGGGCCCCUGCGUGCAUUCUUUGAUUCCCCCCAUUUACUAGGGCCAGCAGGGAAGAGAGGACUCUUUUUUCUCUCUCUUCAAAGCUGAGAAGAAAACAGAUUGUCACGUAUUGAAUUUGUAAAGCUCCUUUCAUCCAGGGUGCUUAAAGGACAUUCGUAUAUAUUAUUGAUCUUUGGCAUCAAGUAGAAUAAUCAGGGGUUUCCUCUUCCCCCCACCCCCGAGCACUCCCCCCAACCCGCCCCGCCAGGUCCCCAUCCUUGUGACUAGAGUUGCAUCAUUUGUUUACUAAGUGAUGCUAUUUUUUUCUAUCUAACUUGUUUUGUCUCCUAAUUUUCAGUGGGUAGGAGCCAAACAGCAUGAAUUGCAAGUGAACUCAAUGCAGCUGUUGUACUACCAGGCUCCGAUGUCCUCCGCCAUGUUACUGGUGGCCGUGCCCUUCUUUGAGCCCGUGUUUGGAGAAGGGGGAAUAUUUGGCCCCUG